UCACGCUCUCUCUCCUUCACUGCGCAUGCGCCCGACAGCGAGACAGCUCCCGCACUACCUCAAUAGUUUACUAUCAAAUUAUUUUAAAGCCUGUUAACUGCUGUACAGCUAUUGUACAUUAUGGAUAUAGGAUGAAAGAAAGGCUGUAAAAUACUCUGUAGAGAUGCAAUGAGCUGUUGUUAGCUGUUGAAAUCAAAAGUGAAAGUGCUUUUGUGCUUUUGCAGCACAUUGUUUCACUUUUAUCUUGUUGUUGCAGCAAAUCAACGUUAGCUUUUAAACUUUAAUUCUUAUAAAAGCACAGAAACGAGACGCCAUGAUGAUGAUUGAAGUGCUUUUGUUUGGAUACUUCCUGACGUGCGUUUGUGCUGACGGGGUUGCAGAUGUGGUACUUGACUGCACGCUGGUGGAGGAGGGAGUCGGACUUGGUGGAAUGGGAGGUGGCACACAAUUCACACGGACUCCAGCCACUCUUGUCUUAAGAGACGUCGCAGUGGCUCCUGACGAAUCACUCGAAACACUCACUCCGUUUUUGCCGCCUUCGAUCCCUGACCCAGAUGCCAUCCUGUUAGAAGUCACAGUGUCGUCACCUGAGAUCCCUGAUGCACAUGUGUUGCUCCACGCCGACUGCAAUGAGCAGGAGGUGACGUGCGAAAUAAGCCGUUACUCACCUCAUGGAUCCCAAGAAAGUUCAGAACCAGCUUAUUUCAUGGUUUCUAUUAAUGUGGAGGGAGUUGAGUUCAGCACUGCGUUGAUUCUGCAGACUUUGGCGGUGGAGAAGGACCAGUCAACUCUCAUACAAAACAAACUGGGCCUGCCUCUUGGCCAGUCGGGAACUCUUCUGACUGAGGUGAUAUUCUUGGUGUUUUCCAACAUAAAGUCUGUAUCUGCCCAUCUGAGAAGCGAUGUUCUCCUCAACUGUGGCUUCAAGCAGCAGGAGAUACCUUUAGCGCAGGAAGUGGCCGUUGAAUGGCGACUGCAACACAAGGGGAAAGGGGGGAAAGUGCUUGAAAUGAAGACGAGGCUGGAUGAGGCAGAAGGGAGCACAGUGGUUCAUGCAGAAAGGAAGGGAUCAAGCGUGGAUGCCUCCCAGGUUGUUGGUGAAGGUAACGCCUCUGUGACUCUGACCAAACUGAAGACUUCGGAUGAGGGGACGUACAUCUGUACCGUCAGUGUUGGCCUGUUCCACGCCCAGCAGGUCAUUCAACUCCAUGUUAUUCAACCACCUGAUGUUUCGCUCUCAGAGGAGAGGUUGGUUUUGACAGCAUCGCCCCAGACGCUGAGCUGCCACUGCACUAAAUACUACCCACUGGAUGUUCAGAUGGAGUGGUUGUCCCUCUCUCCUACAGACACAGAGCCCAAAGUGCUUCCAAAUCAAGGCUCUCUGUCCAGCCAUCGACAGCAUGGUGACGGGUCUUAUUCUCUGUCAUCUCACCUCACUGUGCCCUCCAGUGUCGCCCCUGGGACUAAAAUCACCUGCAGGGUGUCUCACCCAGCCCUGGAUGCUCCUCUCUCCGUCACUCUGGUGGUAGAAAGUCCAGAACCAGGUUCCUAUUGGCUGGUUCUGGGCUUCCUGAUCAUCACCGUGCUCUUCUUCUACCAGGUCAUGAGCUAAGAUCGUAGGAUAUAUUAAUUAUUAAUCCCGACUUUAAACUGAGCCCAGAGAGACUGCGUUUGUGUCAUUUGUGAGUUUGUAAGUUAUUAGUGAUUUCAUGAGAAGCCAUCACCGGUUCUUUUAACUCCUCUAGGCUUCUGCUGAACCGAAAAAAAAAUUAUUUUAUUAUCUAGCUGUAUAAUGAAUUUGCUUUACAAAUUUGCCUGCAACAAACCUUGAAUUAAACUAUACUUUCCAACAAAAAACAUUUUUUUGUCGCACAUGAAUUACCCACAGAAGUUCUGGAUGUGAAGAGGUUAUACUUUAUCUUUUGGAGAGGCUUUUUCUGUUGCACUAUUUUCAUUUGGUACUCUUCUUUUAAAUGUAGCCUCUGUUUUUAUGGCUUGUUUUUGUGCGUGAUAUUGCUACUGUUAUUCAUUUUGUAAUUUACUUUUCACAAUAAAGGAUGUUGUGACUCAG
Sebastes umbrosus (honeycomb rockfish) is the source of this 2071-nucleotide messenger RNA. RefSeq names its product TAP binding protein like (gene tapbpl). The coding region runs from base 314 to 1612 and encodes 432 amino acids. NCBI's taxonomy places the organism in Eukaryota, Metazoa, Chordata, Actinopteri, Perciformes, Sebastidae. Gene Ontology annotation, cellular component: membrane. The transcript has 8 exons. Gene Ontology annotation, biological process: antigen processing and presentation of endogenous peptide antigen via MHC class I. The record is from RefSeq and is a predicted model, not a curated record.